Molecule: messenger RNA, 1752 nt
Organism: Menidia menidia (Atlantic silverside)
Lineage: Eukaryota; Metazoa; Chordata; Actinopteri; Atheriniformes; Atherinopsidae
Source: the annotation of a GenBank genome assembly
AUGACGUUACGACUAAAGAACACCAACUAUUUAGUCAAGCAGCCGCUGAACCCUUUUCUAACUAUGUUGUUCCCAGAUAUUCAACACAACACUACGCGUUUCCCCUCUAUCCAGAACUCUGGGGGGGGGGCAGAGGGGGGAGGCGUUCCCAGUCUGAAGCAGAGCUCAGUCCGGCCCAUUAAACCGGCCUCAGUGUGGAGAGAAAAGCGCACCGAGGCACAUCCAGGCUUACGCACGCCAAAAGAUGGUCUCCGCAGAAAAGAUCUCCCGCUGCGUCUGCCUUUGUUCGGCUGCCGCAUCUCCGCUUUCACCUCCAACAUGGAGCGCUCAGAGAAGGAGCACAGGUCGGAUGACGAGGCUGAAUACGAGGACGAAGAGGUGGACCCCAGAAUACAGGGAGAGCUGGAGAAACUCAACCAGUCCACCGACGACAUCAAUAGAUGUGAGACGGAGCUUGAGGAUGCAAGGCAGAAGUUCCGCUCGGUCCUGGUGGAGGCCACAGUGAAGCUGGACGAACUGGUCAAGAAGAUUGGCAAGCCUGUGGAGGAGUCCAAGCCUUACUGGGAGGCUCGCAGAUUGGCCCGACAGCUGAAGAAAAACGGAGUCUUGUUUGUUCCUCAGGCUCAGCUGGAGGCCCAGACAGCCACCCAAGACUUCCAGAGAGCCACCGAAGUUCUCCGGGCAGCGAAGGAAACCAUCUCUCUGGCUGAACAGAGGCUGUUGGAGGAGGACUACCGGCAGUUUGACUCUGCCUGGCAGGAAAUGCUGAACCACGCCACACAGCGGGUGAUGGAGGCAGAGAACACAAAGACGAAAAGCGAGCUUUUACACAAGGAGACGGCCGCCAAAUAUACAGCCGCCAUCAGCCGGAUGAAGCAGCUGGAGAAGAAACUAAAACGUACCAUCAACAAGUCAAAGCCUUACUUUGAGACGAAGGCAAAGUACUACCUGCAGCUGGAGAACCUGAAGAAGAACGUGGACGAGCGGCAGGCCAAACUGUCCCAGGCAAAAAGCGACUACAAGACGGCGCUGAGGAACCUGGAGAUGAUCUCGGAUGAAAUCCACGAGCGCCGCAGGAACUCCGCCAUGGGCCCCCGGGGCUCCGGCGUGGGUGCAGAGGGGGACAGCGUUUCAGGGGACGACAUCUCCAGCUUUAAGAUGGAGUCAGACGGAAUAUCCAUGGCGUCGGUGUGUUUUGACGACGAGCCGUGUGGAGGAGGCAGCCUCAUGUCAGAGGAGGACUCCGAAACGCACUCGACCAGCAGCCUGGGCUCCUCCCCCAGCAGCCCUCAGGAGCUGCUGUCCUCCUGCCCCUUCGCCAGCUCCACCUCCUCCGGCGUGUCCUCCUCCGGGUCUCCGUCACCGACGCCGUCCUCCACCUCCUCCACCUCCUCUCCGGCUCUCCUGUCCAGGCCCUGCAGUCUGGACCUCCCCAGCACCGUGUCGCUGUCCGACUUCGGCCUCAUCUCGCCCGUGCUGGGCCCCCGGAGCGAGUGCAGCGGGGCGUCCUCACCCGAGUGCGACCUGGAAAGAGGCGACCGCGCUGAAGGCGCAGAAGGGGAUCUGGACAACGUUCCAGCUGCAAACAACAACAACACUUCCGCUUCCCUCACCAAGAGGAGCUUCAGCCUGGAGGCCCGCUUCAGCUUCCUGAACCUGCGGCGCCCCCGGGCCAACAACGCCAAAACCACAGACAGCUUUUCCCAGAAGCCGGAGCCGGGACAGACGGUGGUCCUGGUCAAAGGGGUCUGA